UUCAUUCCUCUCCACCUCCUGUCAACUGUCAACUCAAACGUCAACCGCCAUUUUAUCCAACUUCUCGAUUGUGUUGGACGUACGGUGCGAUGGUGCAAAUAAGUUGCCCUUUAUGUUGCAACGAGACUUUCGACUCACCUUCCACCCUCAAAAUUCACCUGGUGGAUAUUGUGGAAAAUCUGCAUUGUCCCACUUGUCAUGAAAAGUUCGACAAAUUGUCUGACCUUGUGGACCAUUUGGACACCGCCUGUGCUCUUAUUAUAGAAAUCGAUGACCAGUCAAUCGAGAGUCCUCAAAGCAUCGAAGAAACUGGCGAGCUUUCGGAGAGUAUUCUAGCCAGAGCGCUACUGGAGGGUGGUAAAGGCACGACGGAACUCGUAGAGGAACAAGUGCAGUAUUACUGUCAAAGUUGUGAUUCGCAGUUCGGGGAUAUCGACGACCACUUGAGUAAUUUCCAUCAAGGACAAGAAAUAAUUUUGGAGGAGGAAACCGUCAAACCCGCGGAGCCAUCCCCCCCACUCCGCAAGAAAAAAGCACCAAUCACGCAAGACAUCAAAGACAAAGAUGGCCGCUUGUACACCCGCAAGUUCGUCAAAAUCGACAAAUUCUGGCUGCAGGACGAAGACACCACUUCCACCCAAAACAACGUCGUGGAAGUCGCUUUAUGUCAAACCUGUAACACUUGUUUCCCCACCUCUGAAAACCACGAAUGCGCCGAAACCGACGCCAAAGAUUUGCACAUUUGCGACAUUUGCAACACCUCUUUCUCCUCCCUCAAGUCCUUGAGGCUCCACCACCGCAUGCACGUGCCAAUCAAAACGCGCGAAAUCGAAGCCGCGACCAAUGACGACGACAGGGAGGAGACAGUCAGGGAGAUCUUUAUUUGCAAAGUGUGCAAAAAGACGUACAACAAAGAGCACGAACAAGCACACAUGAGUUUGCACGAGUACAACAACGGGUUUAAUUGCGGGGUGUGCAAUAGGAAGUUCUUUACCAAGCCUAACCUAGAAAUGCACAUGAAGGCUCACACUAACAAUAAAAAGUUUACUUGUUCGUAUUGUAAGAAGCCGUUCGUGACGUACGAUGCUUUGAACGAGCAUUUGCAGAAUCAGUGCCAGAAGAGGCCGUACGCUUGCCAGUACUGCGGCCGGAGAUUCACGAGGCCGCACGAGAAGGUCAAGCACGAACGGAUACAUACGGGGGAGAAGCCACACGUGUGCGAGAUCUGCGGCAAGGCUUUUAGGGUGAGUUAUUGCUUGACGUUGCACUUGAGGACGCAUACGGGGUCCAGGCCUUACCAGUGCAAACAUUGCGGGAAGAGGUUUAAGUCUCAUAGUGUGUAUAACCAUCAUUUGUUGACGCAUUCGGAUGUGAGGGCUUAUAAGUGUCCUUAUUGUCCGAAGGCUUUUAAAACCAGCGUCCAGUUGGCGGGGCAUAAGAAUAGCCACAUCAAGCCGUUUACGUGUACGGAGUGUAAUAGGCCUUUUGCGUCCUUGUAUGCGGUGAGGGCCCACAUGGAGACACACAAGAGGGACAACAACUUGAAGUACGAGUGUUGGAUUUGUGGGGCUUUGUACUCGAGGGCGUUCGCUUUGAGGGAUCAUUUGAAGCAGCAGCACCAGCAGGUGGUGGGGGAGAAAGAUAAAACGGAAGUGGUGGGAGUGGAUGAGGAGAUGGAGGCGGCAAAUUCGAUUUUAGUUAACGAGGAUGAUAUUAUUUUGGGGCUGGAGGGGGCGACGAGUAUCGAGAUAAUUGAGAACGAGGGGGAUUGAAUCAGGUUUUCGUGACUUCUGCUGUUUUUAAUGUACCUGUUAAAUAAACUGAGUGUUAGUAAGGUUA
Zophobas morio is the source of this 1839-nucleotide messenger RNA. Its product is annotated as zinc finger protein 883-like. Bases 90 to 1772 code for a protein of 560 amino acids. NCBI's taxonomy places the organism in Eukaryota, Metazoa, Arthropoda, Insecta, Coleoptera, Tenebrionidae. The record is from RefSeq and is a predicted model, not a curated record. The transcript is spliced from 3 exons.